Messenger RNA from Anastrepha ludens (Mexican fruit fly), 971 nucleotides. RefSeq names its product protein kinase C, eye isozyme-like. The record is from RefSeq and is a predicted model, not a curated record. Lineage: Eukaryota; Metazoa; Arthropoda; Insecta; Diptera; Tephritidae. Gene Ontology annotation, biological process: protein phosphorylation. The transcript has 4 exons. Gene Ontology annotation, molecular function: ATP binding; protein serine/threonine kinase activity. Bases 56 to 772 code for a protein of 238 amino acids.
AGUGCUUUCCUAGACAAUUUUUCUAAUUCCUUCUUUAUUCACGCCUUACAUUUAAAUGGACAAAAAAACCGAUAAUAGGCGCCGCAUGGACAACAAAGAUAUGCCACACAAUAUGAGCAAACGCGAUAUGAUACGUGCAGCAGAUUUCAAUUUCAUCAAAGUACUUGGCGAGGGUUCGUUCGGUAAAGUGCUGCAGGCCGAGCGCCGUGGUACCGAUGAGCUGUAUGCGGUGAAAGUGCUGCGCAAGGAUGUCAUCAUACAGACCGACGACUUGGAAUUGCCCAUGACUGAGAAGCAGGUGUUGGCGUUGUCGGGCAAGCCGCCAUUUUUGGUCUCAUUACACUCGUGCUUUCAGACUAUGGAUCGUCUAUUCUUUGUCAUGGAGUACUGCAAAGGCGGUGAUCUUAUGUACCACAUGCAGGUCUAUGGACGUUUCAAAGAAUCAGUGGCGGUGAACAUAAAUGUUUCUGCUUUACAGUUCCUUGCCAAAAAGCCCAAUAAUCGCUUAGGUGCUGGCCGCUACGCUCGUUCUGAAAUUACCACAAAUCCUUUCUUCAGGAAUAUAGAUUGGGACAAGGUUGAAGCGAAGGAAAUGGAGCCGCCUAUUGUACCGAAAAUUAAACAUCGCAAGGAUAUCUCGAACUUCGAUAAAGCUUUCAUUGGCGAAAAAACAGAUUUGACACCAACCGAUAAAUUAUUCAUGAUGAAUUUGGAUCAGAGUGACUUCAUAGGCUUCUCCUAUAUGAAUCCGGAGUUUAUCACUAUUAUCUAAAUUGCAUAUAAAAUGCUCAAAGUACUAAAUUUAGAGAACUCUGUAAUAUGAAAUACAAAAAUAUAUUGGAAAAAUUAGCAGAAAAAGCAGAAAAAAGUUCACUGUAUUAAUAAUACUUCCCAGCAAAACCUGCGUGACCGAAACUCUAAUACAAUUACACUUUUUUGUAUGUUAAAAACACAUAUGCACUCGUAUUUGU